AUGCUGUUAUUGUUAAUGUUAAUAAGCCAGACGAAUUUCGAUGGUAGUAAUUUCCUUGAUGAGGACCGCAGCUUUCAAGUUGAUCCGGAUGGAUCUAGCGAAUAUGAUGAUUUAGAAGAAAUCAAAUCAUGCGUACCAUUUUACGAUCUGAUUGAGAAGCACGUGCAAUUGAAGACCGGUAAGCGUGAUCAGGCACCGGUGACCACGUUCUCGUUGGUUGCCGCAUAUGAAUACGUUGACUACGCAGUGAUUACGAUGGAGGUAGAUCGAUGGUAUGGAAAACCUAUUUACUGCCGUUAUUUGGACAGUGGUAAGAAUGAACUGAAGCCAGCAACACUUUCGGUGGUUUUUCCUGAAUUUACCGUAUAUUGCUGCAGGAGGAAUGAUGCUUACUAUAUGAGUGUCACUGAAAGUCCUUACGAGGAUGUUAUUGAAACCGUUGCAGUCAUUGACCGGACAAUGAAGGAUCCAAAGUAUUCGCUAUCAAUGUGCGUAAAGCCAAUGUACGGAAUGGGCACGAAAUUUUUGCUUUUUACCGAAUUUAUUGAACACUACAAACUUCAAGGUGUUCAGUAUUUCUAUAUAUACGUCAAAGAUUUGGAUGAAUACACUAGAAAGCUCAUGAUGCACUAUGUGAAGAGCGGUGAAGCAGAAGUUGUGUUCUUCAGAGAGGAACAAGAUCGACCGAGUAUAGAAUGGCAUCUGGUUGGCACUCAGGGUUAUAAAACUCUCAACGACCAUCUUCCCACAUUAGUGUUCCAUAACACAUCUUCUCCUGGACCCAUUGGGCACACUGCCAAAUGUGUAAUUGACCCUGAAAAGGUAUUCUUGAUGUGGGUACAUCACGUGGAGCUAUAUUUUCCCGGAUAUGAAGGAUAUGAAGUCCCUACAAGUGAUGCGAUUAUUCGGCACUAUCGUGAUAUCAACUCAGGCGAAUGGGGCACACUUUACCUUCCUGAAGUGGAGACGUUUGGCCCAUUCAACAUCACAUUAUAUCCAUGGCGAUUUAUGACUACUCUGUACAAAAACAGAAUGCUCAAAUUCCUUCAGUACUCGUUUACGACAUCUGCGUUGAUAGCAUUAGUAGUCAUUUUUAUUAUCUACUUUCGACAGUUGCCGAAUAGGGAGUAUAGCUACGCAAAGCAUAGAGAAAGUGCAGUUCUUCAAGUAUGGUCUAAUGACACUGAGGAAGGAGAAGAAGAAGGAUUACAGGCAGUUCCUGUUAGCUAUGCCGGUUUUGUGAUGACAUGGUUUUUUUCGAGUGGGACAAAAUUGUUCUUUAAACUUUUCGAUAGCACCGAACUCAAAGAAAACGGGAGCACUCCAACAGCUGUUGCACCAUGCGUACCUAACCACUCCUUUUUGAUGCAAACCAUGACAUCAAAAAUAGGUCUAUAUACUAAAGAGCAGACAGCAAUGAAGAUCAUUGCUGCUUUCGACUACUCCAACUAUUCAGCCGUUACUACUGAAGUAGUUGGGUGGUACGGGAAAGCAAUAUAUUGUCGGUAUCUGGACGAAAACCGUCAGGAGCUUGGAGACGCUAUUCUUUCGACCGUAUUUCCCGAAUCGGUUGUGUACUGCUGCAGCAGAGAGGGAGCUGUUCAUAUGACACUCACGGAGAAGGCAGAUGAUCCAAUUAAUGAAGUAGUGCGGAUAACUGAUAGAAGAAAAGACGAUCCUAGAUAUUUUUUGUCUCUCUGUCUCUCUCCCAUAUAUGGUAAAGAAAGAAAAUGGUUAAUGCUUGCUGAGUUAUUUGAACACUACAAGUUACAAGGAGUUGAACAUUUCUACGUAUAUAUCAAAGAAAUGGACAAGUAUACCAAAAAGUUGGUUGACUACUAUGUGACUGCCGGCGAAGCUGAAGUAGUCACUUUUGUCAGCCAAGACAUAGAGAAUGUCAUUGCUACUCAGAUGGUGGGAUUUACGGGUGAGAAGACCCUGAGGGAACAUCUUCCUAUGGCAGUAUUCCACAAUAGCUCCGCAGUUCCUCCAAGAAGAAUAAUACAGAAAUGUGUUCUGGAUCCAAAACAUAUUCUGAUUCACUUUGUACAUCAAGUACGCGCAUACUAUCCUGGUUACGAAGGCUAUGAUGUGCCUUUUGAAGAUGCACAUAUCAGACACUAUCGAGCAGACAGUCAUGACAAGAAAAUGAAUUACAUGAUGGAGCGUAUUGUACGUUAUGGUCCAUUUGAGAUGACUGAAUAUCCUAAUGAUCACGUAAUGGAAUUGCGCAGAAACGUUAAAGUUCUAUCUGAAAGCCUCUCAGGCACACUAAUGGAAAAUAUGUUCUUUAAGCCUCUCGGUAGCACUCAACCCAGAGAAAACGAGAGCACUUCAACAUCUGUUGCUCCAUGCGUACCUAACCACAACUUUUUGAUGCAAACCAUGACAUCGAAAAUAGGACUUCGUGCCAGACGGCCCACUUCAAUGAUCUUCAUUGCUGCUUUCGACUACUCCAAUUAUUCAGUUAUUACUACUGAAGUAGUUGGAUGGUAUGGGAAAGCAAUAUAUUGUCGGUAUCUGGACGAAAACCGUCAGGAGCUUGGAGACGCUAUUCCUUCGACCGUAUUUCCCGAAUCGGUUGUAUACUGCUGUAGUAGAGAGGGAGCUGUUCAUAUGACACUCACAGAAAAGUCAGAUGAUCCAAUUAAUGAAGUAGUGCGGAUCACUGAUAGAAGAAACGAUGAUCCUAGAUAUUUCUUGUCUUUCUGUCUCGCGCCCAUAUUUGGUAAGGAAAGAAAAUGGUUGCUGCUUGCUGAAUUAUUUGAACACUACAAGUUACAAGGAGUUGAACAUUUCUACAUAUAUAUCAAGGAAGUAGACAACUACACCAAGAAGUUGCUUGAUUACUACGUGACAAUCGGUGAAAUUGAAAUUGUCACUUUCACGAGCAAGGAGAUAAAGGAUGUCAUCGACACUCAGUUAGUGGGAGUUGCGGAAUGCCUGCACAGGAGUCGCCACCAUUCUCGUUAUGCUUUCUUUGCUGACCUUGACGAAAGGGUGUUAACUACCCACGGACAUACGUUUAGUUCUUUUGUCAGGAACACGAUGGCAAAAGCUUCAAAUCGCGCUGCGUUACGUUUUACAUCACGCUUGGUGUUUAGAACAUCUCCAAUGCCAAAAGUCUACCAGGGCGAGAAAACCCUGAAGGAACAUCUUCCUAUGGCAGUAUUCCGCAAUAGUUCCUCAAUUUUUGCGGGAAGAAUGACAAAGAAGUGUGUUCUGGAUCCGAAACGUGUUCUCAUUCACUACAUACAUACCUCACGCGCAUAUUAUCCUGGUUACGAAAUCAAUGAUGUACCUUUUAAAAAAAUACAUAUCAGGCACUAUCGAGCAAACAACUGCGACAGGAGAAUAAAUGAUUUGAUGAAGUUCAUUGUACGUAGUGGUCCCUUUGUGAUGACCGAGUAUCCAAAUGAGCACAUGAAGGAAUUGUUCAAAAACGUUAAAGAAAAACUAGAAUUGAUAUAUAAAGGAUAG
Molecule: messenger RNA, 3480 nt
Organism: Necator americanus (New World hookworm)
Lineage: Eukaryota; Metazoa; Nematoda; Chromadorea; Rhabditida; Ancylostomatidae
Exons: 27
Coding region: 1-3480 (1159 amino acids)
Cellular component (GO): cytoplasm
Molecular function (GO): glycosyltransferase activity
Source: RefSeq, a predicted model, not a curated record